Molecule: messenger RNA, 2185 nt
Organism: Oryzias latipes (Japanese medaka)
Lineage: Eukaryota; Metazoa; Chordata; Actinopteri; Beloniformes; Adrianichthyidae
Product: sodium channel regulatory subunit beta-4
Biological process (GO): regulation of ventricular cardiac muscle cell membrane repolarization; cardiac muscle cell action potential involved in contraction; regulation of sodium ion transmembrane transporter activity
Cellular component (GO): plasma membrane; voltage-gated sodium channel complex
Molecular function (GO): sodium channel regulator activity; transmembrane transporter binding
Source: RefSeq, a predicted model, not a curated record
CUGCAGUGCCUUGCUCAUUCCUCCCCAUGUGCCGGCGGAGGAGACGCACGCUCUCUGCUUUGCUUUGCUGCCUGCAGCUGGCUCUGCUCCAGCAUCCCUCCUGUGUGUUCUCCUCCCUCCUCUCCGUGUCUCCCCUCUAAGGGGUUUGUUGGGCAGCCUUUUUUCCGCCGGUUGGAGCUGUUUUGACACCACUUUGGCGCUUUUCUCUGUUCCUCUGUUUUAUUCUUUCUUUCCGUUUUUUUCCAAUCAUCGGUGAUUGCCAGAGCAGCGACAGAGGGCAGGAGAGGCAACGAGACAGGCUCCUGAUCAGCUGCUGCAUUGUCCUGUCUGUCUUUAGGCUGCUGGGAAACAGCCGGACAGAGGAAAGCGCAUCUCUGCUUUCCGCUCAUUGCUGGGACAGAGCGCAUGAGAGGAGGGAGGGACUGAGAACGGCACCUGACCGCCUGCUGCUGCUGCUGCGCCGCCGCUGCGCGCACUGUCCCACCUUCUUCCACACGCACAAGCUGUCACUGACAGGACCGGCUCAAGGACUUCACACUGUGCCGACAGAGGGACAGACAGACCGCAAAGACUGACUGACUGACUGACUGACAGGUGGUGUCAUGGCGUCCACGGACAGCGGUUCAAGUGUCUCUGCGCCCCACAGAUCAGGGGAUCUGUUCCACGCAGGACUGGCAGUUGCACUUCUCCUGGGUGUGUGGAGUGUUGGUGGACUGGAGGUUACAACAGGCAAAGUGUCUUUAAUUGAAGCAGUCAAUGGCUCUACAGUUCUGCUGCCCUGUAAUUAUCACUCUUGCAUUGGCAUCAAAAACCUUUUCUUCAAGUGGACGUUUCGUAACAACGGAAGUGAGCAGGCGUUAUGUGAGGGAAACAUUCCUGCAGAAAAAAUAGAGCCCACCUAUUCAAUUUCACAUGAUCGUGUGACGUUUGUUGGUUCCUCAACGACAAGCAACAUCUCCAUCUUGUUGUGGAACAUCACCUUUGAGGAUGAAGGACAGUACAUCUGCUUUGCCAGGAACCCAAAAGAGAAAAAUCGCAACCACAGUGCUGUCUUAACCCUUAGAGUCGUUGACCAAAUGAAAGAGGUGGACAAUACUUUGACAGUCCUUAUCGUCUCGGUGCUGGGUGGAGUCAUCGGCUUAGUUGUUAUCAUCAUGGUUAUAAAAGCCUUGGUGGUUCACUUCCUGCUGAAGGAUGAUGAGAAAAAGCACGAAAAAGGACAGCAAUCAAAACAUUAAAGAGUGCCUGGUGACCUCCUCAGGGAACGACAACACAGAAAAUGGACUUUCAGGAGCCAAAGCCGACAACAAGGGGACACCAAAGGCAUAAGCAAAUGCAAACUAUAUCUGCUGUAUGUAUGUUUGUACAUAUAUAAAAAAACAUAUAUAUGUACAUAUAUGUUAGACAAACAUACAUGCUCAGAGAAAACGUGCUUAUCAGAGGACUGUUUUAUUUUACUAGUGGCUAACUGAUGCAACUUUUACGUCUCAGUUUGAAAUCAUGCUUGAAAUUUGGGAAAUGUGAAAUGUAACAGGAUCUGGAUCAAUCUUUCACCAAGAAGAAAGCCCAUUUGUUUACAGUUGGAACGUCUUUUUGAUAUAUUGGCCACAUCUUACGGAAACCAGAACAUUCACUUUAUUUCAUACAAUCUGUAGUGACUUUCUUUUGCAUUUCAGUUACAGAUUAGAUGGAGUAUCACAUAGCUUCAUACAUAUAAAGAUAAUAAAUAUUUUUAAUUCCAAGCUAAAGUUUAAUUUGCGGCUUAAGCUGACAAUUAAAAUAUAGUUAAUUCCCUAGUAUCUUCUAAUUAUUCAACAAAUAUUUGCCAAACUUUAACCAAAGGAAAUCUGCUGGAGCACUUUAUGGCUGAAAUUUUUUUCCUUGCAUUUUCUAACACUGAUGACAUAUCAAAAAGUUGUACAAAUACUUUGUAUAAAACAAAAAAAUAGACACGGAAUAUUAUUGCUUGUCAUGCAGUAAAUGAUAACUUUUAUCCACUUUAUUUUACAAAAUUUGAAAUGAAAAUUGAAAUUGGGCUAAACAAGUCAAAAUCCUCAUUGUAAACUAUAUUCUUGAUUUAUUAUGUGAGAGCUUAGUGGUUAACAUUUCUUUGAGGCACAUUUUUUCCCCCAAUGUAACCGUAUUGUGGUUUUAGCUAAUUAUUAAUGAGCUUACUAUCUAAAAA